Molecule: messenger RNA, 1233 nt
Organism: Cryptomeria japonica (Japanese cedar)
Lineage: Eukaryota; Viridiplantae; Streptophyta; Pinopsida; Cupressales; Cupressaceae
Product: AAA-ATPase At4g25835-like
Exons: 2
Coding region: 1-1233 (410 amino acids)
Molecular function (GO): ATP hydrolysis activity; ATP binding
Source: RefSeq, a predicted model, not a curated record
AUGACUUCAAAAGUAUUGGCGAAUGGGAUUCUCUGCAAUGUCUGCAAGUUACAAGUAAUGGAUGGCAAAAGGGAGGACGAGUGUUUGAAUGAAGGAGGUGAGCUUCUCAAUGAUAUUGAAAUUUUUAAUGGCCCCAUGUCCCAAAACUUUGUUUUCCACAACGGGCAACCCAACACUCCAUGCCCUGCACUCCUCCAGCAGGGUAUCCGACGCGGAUAUAGAGCUUUCAGACCUCAACAUUUCCUGAAGAAGGCUUCGCAUCCGAACAACACUACAGUGGAAGCAUACAACGGAGACUACGUUCAAAUCAACAAAGAGAGGCGGAGCUUCACAGCCAAAAUGCCAAAGGCAGACAAAGCCUUCCUCUCCGCUUACAUCAAUCACAUUACAAGACGGGCAAAGGAUUUUACUAGAGACAGUGAAGAUAUCACGCUCUACAACAAUACAGGUGAUGCUAUCUACGGGUAUGGAUGGACCGGCAUUCCGUUCAAGCAUUCUUCCGCAAUGGACACAAUCGCUCUCGAUCCUCCUCUCAAACGCAAUAUUAUGAUGGAUCUUGACAACUUUAAGAGAGGAAAGGAAUUUUACAGCCGGAUUGGGCAUUCGUGGAAGCGAGCCUACCUUCUUCACGACCCGCCUGGAACGGGGAAAUCAAGCUUCGUGCCUGCCAGGAACGAUUUGUACGACCUCGAGCUCACUCGGGUGAAGAACAAUGCGGAGCUCCAUGCACUUCUCACGCAAACAAAGGAAAAAUCUUUGAUUAUUAUUGAAUACAUCGAUUGCUUGUUGUGUCUAACUGACAGGGUUUCGGGGCUUUCUAACGACAAUGAAGAGGAGAAGAGCAGCAACAAAGUGACUCUGUCUGGUUUUCUCAAUUUCACAGAUGGCUUGUGGUUCUGCUGCGGAGAGGAGCGUAUUAUUGUAUUUACGACCAACCACAAGGAUAUACUUGAUCCAGCCAUACUCAGGUGUGGGAGGAUGGACAUGCACAUUCUACUCUCAUUCUGCACUUUUCCUGCAUUUAAAUCUCUUGCUUUUAAUUAUUUGGAGAUAGAGGAUCACCCACUCUUUUCCGUCAUGGAAGAGAAAAUGGCAUGCGGGGCUGAGAUGACUCCUGCAGAUUUUAUAGAAGUUCUGAUGAAUAAAAUGGAUGACCCAGAUGAAGCUUCACGUGAUUUGAUUUUUGCGCUGGAUGGAAAGAAAAGAGUAAGGAAUGCUCUGCUUACAUCUUGA